AUGGGGUCCUUGGAAGCUGGACCCAGACACAGAGAGAGAGGGGACCACCUCCCCUCGAUCGCGUUUCUGGGAAAAGACGGGUCAGGUUACCCUCAGAAUCCCGUCACCGCGGGCGCAAGCGCCUCUCCCACGCCUCUCAUCAGCCCGACCACCAUGUAUCCCGGUCAACAAGUGCCUUACACUUACCCACCCUCAUCAAGUGUAGGACAUCAGCCCGGUUAUUUCUCACCACCUGAUUCCCACGCCCGUCGACUGGUGGAGGAUGAGAAAGAGAAACAACAACAGCAGAAUGCGCAACCGCAGCGGCAAUCGCUACCAUCGAUUCACGAGGCUCUGGGAAAUGACAACCUGCCCUAUCCUGGGCCACCGACGUCGGCGCCGCAGUCUCAACCACCCUCCCAUCACGCACCUCCCUCGCUAUCUUCCAACCUGAUCAGCCGUCCGGGGACCGAAGGGCCUUCUGGCCCGCCCAACCCCUUCUCCGCCAACGGCAACUCCUCCACCCCACCAUUUUUCCAUCAGAAUAAUCAGUCAACGCCGCUCCCACCGGAUGCCUCGCGCUCAAGCCUCACGUCGAUCAACACUCAAGAUUCGCGGAAUGCCUCACUCGUCUCCCACGGCUCUGGCAAAUCGCCCACCCAGAGCAUGAAGACAGCCAUUACCUCGAUCACCGGCUCGCAGGCCUCCAACAGCUAUGAUUACAGCGCUCCUCCGUCUGCCGGCAGCGUCGCCUCGCCCAGCGGAUACCCCUUUUCCCAAAAUUUCUCCUUCCAGCAACCGCCCAGCAGUGCUCCCGCCUAUCCACCCGCUGCCCCCUACGACAACCGUCAGUACACGCCUUCCCACUGGAAACCCGGACCCACAGACCCGGCGCGUCCAGAGGAGCAGCACAAAGCAGGUUUGGCCGGUCCGGCUGGUCCUCCCAACAUCGCCGCGCAACCCAACAGCGAUUCUGUCAAACGACACCUGGAAAUCUACGAUGUGGAAACCUCUCUCAACGAGAUUACGGAAAUGAGCUCUCGGACCCUUGAUUUCUCGCGUCACUACGCAACGAGGGCACAUCAAACCCAGCGGUCCGGACCCAUUCUAGGGUCACUCCCGUCUCUCAACGAGGUUGACGAAAUGCUCAACAUGCAACGGCGCAACCAAGACGCUUUGAUCCGCAUCCGCACGGCGAUUAUUAACCAGGAGCAUGCUUUGGCAGAGCAGAUGGCACAACGAAAGGUCUUCAAGCCCGGGCUGCGCGAGGAUGAGCACAUGGGCAUGUACCAGGAGGAGUACAAGGGUGGUGGUGGUGGCUUUGCGGGUGCUGACACCAAGAAGCGGCGAGGGAAAGCCGCCCCUCCUGGCCGUUGUCAUAGCUGCAACCGCGCUGAAACCCCGGAAUGGCGCCGUGGGCCCGACGGCGCACGAACCUUGUGCAACGCCUGUGGGCUACACUAUGCCAAAUUAACGCGCAAAAUGGGCGCUAACAAAGCAUCCGCGCUGGGCUCGAAUCUUAAACCCAAAACUACGCUCGACUCGACGUCGGCGAACGGCCGUUGA
Molecule: messenger RNA, 1545 nt
Organism: Penicilliopsis zonata CBS 506.65
Lineage: Eukaryota; Fungi; Ascomycota; Eurotiomycetes; Eurotiales; Aspergillaceae
Exons: 5
Coding region: 1-1545 (514 amino acids)
Biological process (GO): regulation of DNA-templated transcription
Molecular function (GO): sequence-specific DNA binding; zinc ion binding
Source: RefSeq, a predicted model, not a curated record